Molecule: messenger RNA, 324 nt
Organism: Caenorhabditis remanei
Lineage: Eukaryota; Metazoa; Nematoda; Chromadorea; Rhabditida; Rhabditidae
Exons: 1
Coding region: 1-324 (107 amino acids)
Source: RefSeq, a predicted model, not a curated record
AUGCUCUACCUAAUUGACUAUUACACCACUCCAGUUACUCGAAGGACCAAAUCUUCAUUUUAUGACAUUCUUAGUUUCUACUGUAUAGUAUUACUAACCAGGACUGGAUUCACUACAAGCGUUGCAUUGGUAUUACGUGUAACCGAUGAAUUCACAACUACAAAACUUGUGGAAUCAGGACCUCAGUAUGUGUUAGUUCAAGUGUGUAUGUACCUGGACUGGAUUGGGGAUGACUUCUCGAUGGUGAUGAUAUUCUUGAUGGCUCUUAAUAGAUGUCUUCAUUUCGCGGCGAAGGAUGUUAGUCAGAGAAUUUUUGGGAAGUAA